AUGAAGAUAUCAUAACCAAAGGAAAAGUUUCUCAGGAAUGCAAAUUCUAUUGAAUUCCCUUCUUACAUGAUUAGCAAUCCAAACUUCUUCAUCAGAACUCAAGAUAAUCGAUUUCAAAAGGUUAAGGAAUAGGUUAGGAAUUCUUAAAACUUUAGAAUGAGUAAAUAAAAAGAAGAUGGCAAAAAAUAAUUUGUAGUGGAGAAGAAUUUAAUGAGCUAAGAUUACCCAUUACAAAACUACACUUAAUAGUAGCCAGAGUUCAAAGCUUAUCAGAUAGCGAAGAUCCAAAGAACCCCAAAGAAUAUUUAGAUUCAUUCUAUCGCUGAUGAUCAUAUCACUAAUAAAUAUGUGCACAGUCCUUAAAAUCAUAGAAGCAUUAUAGGAUGGAACAGAACUUUCAAAAAUGGAGAAUUAACAAAAUUUCUUAACUCAUCCAAAGAGGUUCUUGAAUAAAGAAAAGUAAGCCUUCUAUUUCUAUAGGAUGAAAAAAGUCCAAUUACUAAAAUAAAGAAAUAACUCAAAGAGUCCUAAAGCCAGAAUAAUUUCUUAAUUACUAAAACUACAGGCUUUAAUAACACGGCAAAAGGAUUAAAUCCUACAUUGGUUGUGGAGUAGUUCAUAGAUACUGAUAUCUAGCCCACUAAAUAAAGUAGGGCACUUCAUAGCCCAAGUCCGAGUCGAACAUCUAAAUAUAAAAUCCAAACAGAGGAUAUCAAUUACUAGGGUAUUUAAAAUGAUUAAAACAUGAAAUUGUAUUCCCCAAAAGUAGUCUCUAAUCAUAGGUUGCUUAAUGAUAAUUAGCAAAUUUAAAAGGACAAAAUUAUUCAUUAAAGCAUUAAUGGAUCACCAUUAUCUAAUAGAAAUAAUCCAUUAACUCAAACUAAAUCAUUCUAACAAUUGAGUGUAACAAAUGGGUUCAAAUCACUUCAAGGAGGAUAACCCAUUUUAAUGAGUACUGCACUAAGGGAAAGUAGCUAAAGUUAGAUUGGAUAGCAGGUAAAAAGGUAAUAAUAGAAGGAAAAUAAAAAGUUUGGUGGUCCAUAUAUAGAUCAAGGGAUAUUUGAUUUUUACUCUAAUAUCAGUUCAAGGAGACAUAGCAAUGCUCAUGACAUACAAGAUAAAAUUGAGCAUAUGAGAAUAGCCAUGAGGAGGUAAUCAAAUAGCUAGAGGGCGCUGCCUGAGUAAGAAACAACCUAAAAUAUACCUGUUACUGUAAGAACUUUUAAUGAUAAAGAAUUUCAGCCUGUUGUCACUACUGCUACUAAUUUCGCAAGAAAUACCUUUACUAAUGGAAUUAAAUUAAUUGAUGAUAACAACACAUGCUCACCAAUUUUUGUAAACCCUGCUAUUAGAGACAAAUUUUAUUAAAAACAAAUGAAUACAUUUACUAAUCAAAAGUUAAACAGAGGCAUUAAAAGAUAUGUUGAAUGA
Stylonychia lemnae is the source of this 1431-nucleotide messenger RNA. The record is from the annotation of a GenBank genome assembly. Lineage: Eukaryota; Ciliophora; Spirotrichea; Sporadotrichida; Oxytrichidae.